Molecule: messenger RNA, 1971 nt
Organism: Striga asiatica
Lineage: Eukaryota; Viridiplantae; Streptophyta; Magnoliopsida; Lamiales; Orobanchaceae
Source: the annotation of a GenBank genome assembly
AUGAAAGAUAUCGAAUGUAAAAAAGUGAAUGAGGGGCAGUUUGGAGGAUGGAUGAAGGCAGGGGAUUGGGGUCAGAAUAGCAGGAAUGGACAGAACUCAAACCACUCGGGAAAUUCUCAUGAAACUCCAACAGGCCAGGCAAAUCAUCAGUCUAAUUCAUCUGGGGUGGCCCAAAGAAUGCAACCUGUGGCGACUCAACAAUUGUUUGAAGAGGAAGCCAGUCGUACUGAUGGGGGGGAGCCUAUGUCCAGGUUAUGUGUUUUCAGUCCUCAGGAACAACGGGAGCGGCAGGGUAGUAAAGCAAAUCUUAGCCAGAAGAAAGAUGCUCUGAUAGUGCACAAACUUUUGGAGCAACAUCAGAUGGGUCAAGGGAUGGAGAUGGAGGAACAGAGACAAGUGGCAGUUAUUGGGGUAGAAAAGACUUCAGAGGUGGAGUUCUCUACAGAGGCAAUGGAUGUGAGGGAGGAGGUUCAAUUGAGAAAUAAUAGAACAUGGAGGAGAGCCACUAGACAGAGAACAACACCUUUGAAAUCAAUUGAGGAAGAAGGGGAAGAUCACAAGGGUAAAACAAAAAAGAGAGGCAGAAAGGCAGGGGUGUUAAAACAAAGCAAUAAGACAGACCCAAUGAAUGAAGGGGGAAAGGGAAGAAACCUAAAGUUGCAGCAGAUGAGGAAGUUGGGGAUGGAAGAUAGAUGGAAAUUGGUGGAGCCAGUGGGGAUAAGUGGUGGGUUGCUCUUAAUGUGGAAUUUGGAGGUGGAGAUAAAGCAGGUGAAGUGUUCUGAGUUCAGUAUUGGGGUUGAAUUUAGGAUGGAGGGGGAGGCUAUGUGGGAGUGGUGUACUUUUGUCAAUAUGAACACUGACAAGAGGGUGAGAACUAUGCAGUGGAAUCAGUUGACAGAGGAGAAAAAUGGUUGGGGAAGGAAGUGGUUACUAGUGGGAGAUUGGAAUGAUAUAUGUUGGCAAGAAGAGAAGAAAGGGGGGAGAUUGAGAUCAGAGGCUAAUAUGCUGGGUUUCAGAGGGUUUGUGGACAGGAUGGGAAUGAAGAAGUUGGAUAUGAUAGGUCAAUCCUAUACUUGGGGGAAUAAUAGGGAGGGAGAGGGGUUUGUGGAGGAGAGAAUAGAUAAGGCUUUUGCAUCCUUUGAUUGGCUAAACCAAGUCUGUUCCUCGGCCAAGAUAACCGCACCUAGUUCGUGUGUGGUGCCGAGUCUCCCGUUCCAAGUUUCGUUCGGGUCAAGCUCUUGGAUAUGGCCGAGCCCUAGUGGCAUUUUUCUAAGUAUAAUGGCUCAUGGGUCCAGCCAUUACUUAGCCAAGAAUCAAGCUGGUCCCUUGGGGUCAAAGUUAGUCCAAGUCGCGGACAAGAGUGGACAAGCAAGUCAACAAGACACUAGCAUGGAGCAUUGUGAAGUGGAGCCUUAUUUUAAGGAGAAAGGUGAUGUCUUGUCCCCUCCACUCACCUCCAACCUGACCAAACAUGUUCCCCACUCCAUUUGCAUGUCUUGGACGUCCCAAAGUCAGCAACCAAGCUCCUCAAGUCGUGGUCAAGAGUGGAUAGCAUGGUCAAAGUGCACUAGCAUGAGAGAUUCCCAAAUUCAGCAUUCAAAGCCUCCAAACCGUUCAAGACAAGUCAAGGGGACACUAGUGUUGAGCUUUGUGAAGUGGCUCUCUAAAUUAAGGAAAAGAGUGUUCCUUUGUCCCCUUCCACUCACCUCCACAAGACCAGACUUGUUCCCUCCACCAUUUGGACGUCUUGGGCAGCUCAAGGUCAACAACAAGCCUAAGGAGAGUCGAGCCUCCGACCGCUACCUUACUUCGAGCACUUGCGUCAGUCCAGAUAUUUUCAGUUACCAGGGUUUGGCGGCCGAGGGCCUUAAUAUCCCCCUGGUACCCGCAGAUCGGGUUGUGCACACGAGCGGCCGAGGGCCGAGGGUCGACGGACCAAAGAUUAAGAAAAGAAAAGAAAAGAAAGAUUAA